GCAUUUCCUCGAAGGCCUUCCUGUUUAGCGGCCGCGGGGGCUUCGCGGCUCUCUGACCCUGGAGCUCCUUAAGUAAAACAAGUGCUGCGAGCCAGCCGGGCCCCCGCUUGAGCCCAGAGGAUUCGGCUGAGGGUAGAAAGGCCCCACUCCCUCCCCCGCCAGCCACCGCCUCCCCGCCCCCUCCCACGCCGCAUCAUAGAAACCCCCCGCGGGUUGCUAGAGCGGCGCCGUAGCCCCGCCCUUCUCUUCCGGCUCCGAGGCGCACUUAACCGCCAUAGAGACGCGGGCGGCGGCGGAGCCUCGGCGUAGCCAGUUGGGCGGCGGGAGUGGAGCGCGUGCCGAGGCGGCUUCUUGUUUAAGGGCUGGGCGGGGGCAGCCCGGAAGGGCCUCGGGCGGUUGUACCUGCGACCAGGUGAGCCGCGGGGGGGGGAGGGGGUUCCCCUCGGGCGGCGCCCCCAUAACUGAGGCGCCGUGAGGAGAAGGGCUCAGCAGUGCCGAGGGGAGCGGCCUUGUGAGCGGGAGGAAGGCGCCUCCCUUCAAGGGGGGCGGCGAGGGAAGUGUGUGGGGCGACUGGGAAGCGCUCGGGGUCCCCAUGGCGGCGGCGGGGCCCGCAAGUAGCGGCUCCCGGGCCGCCCCCAACCCGGUGGCGACCCUCCACGAGGAGGCGGUGUGCGCCAUCUGCCUGGACUACUUCAUCGACCCGGUGUCCAUCGGCUGCGGCCACAACUUCUGCCGCGUGUGCAUCACUCAGCUGUGGGGCUCGGGCUCGGAGGAAGGGGACGACGCGGGCGCCUCCGGCUCGGACGGAGGGUACGGGCCCGGCUCCGACGCGGGCGCGGAUGACGGAGGGGUCGACGACCUGGGGCCGGAGGAGGACGCCGACCCCGACGAAGACGACCUGGAGGACAACGAGUACUUGGAUGAUGGCGGGGACAUGGAAGAGGAGGAGGAGGAGGUCGUGUCUCGGGAGGAGGAGUUCGACGACGAAGAGGACGACGUGUGGGAUGAUGAAGACGAGAGAGCGUACUGGGCCCAGCGCCCCGGGUCCGACGACAUGUGGGACGAUGACAUGGGGAACGACUUGCUGUUCGACAGCUACGACGACGACGAGGUGAUGGACGAGGAAGAGGAGCCGGAGGAUGAGUAUACUGUGCCCCCGACCCCGCCGACCCCCCAGAUGCGCCCGGCUUUCAGCUGCCCCCAGUGCCGCAAGGUCUUCCCUCGCCGCAGCUUCCGCCCCAACCUCCAGCUGGCCAAUAUGGUGCAGAUCAUCCGCCAGAUGCACCCGCAGCCAUUCAACUCCGUGGCGGUGUCCACGGAGGCCGUGGAACUGGCGGCGGCAGGGGAUUCAUCCGGAUCGCCGUCCGUGUUAGCGGCGGGACGAGCUCUGAGUGCUGAGCGAACCCUGUGCGAGAAGCACCAGGAGCCCCUCAAGCUUUUCUGUGAGGCAGACGAAGAGCCCAUCUGUGUUGUGUGCAGAGAAUCGCGGGCCCAUAAGCACCACAGCGUCAUGCCGCUGGAAGAGGUUGUGCAAGAAUACAAGGUAUGCAGGAGGCUGGGGGCAAUGUGAAUGUUAGGACUGAACAAAAGAUUACAGUCUGAGCCUCUAGUACAGUGGUACUUAAUUCGUUCCAGAGGUCCGUUCUUAACCUGAAACUGUUCUUAACCUGAAGCACCACUUUAGCUAAUGGGGCCUCCUGCUGCCACCAUGCCAAAGGAGCACAAUUUCUGUUCUCAUCCUGAAGUAAAGUUCUUAACCCGAGGUAAUAUUUCUGGGUUAGCGGAGUCUGUAACCUGAAGCGUCUGUAACCUGAGGUACCACUAUAUGUGUCCUCUUGCUUAGGGGAACAUCUGUUGUGUGUAUCUUGCCACUGGCAAAGAGGCAACGGGCAUAGCCCUGUGCUAGAACUUAUACAAAACAUCCCAGGUUCAAAUCCUAACAUUUCUAGUGAAAGCCUUUUAUGUAGCAAAGCUAGGAUAGUCCACUGACUGAGUUGCUUCUUGUCAGAGUUGACAAUCUUGGACUAGAUGGACUUAGGGUGUGCCCAUUUAAGGCAGCCUUCUAUUCAUAAAAUCUUUUAUUUUUGGAUUAGGACUUUAGGAGUUUUCUUCUGUAACAAUUGCAGUUAGUUGAUCUGUAAAUUGCUGAUAUGCAGUAAGAAACAAUAGCAAGGGAUAAAAGCUCUACUGUUUAACUUCUAUUACUCUUCAAAGCAUUUCAUUUGUAUUUUGUGCCUAACAUCCAGUUAUAUAACUAGAAAACCUGUAUGAAGAAUGCAUGAAUUUUAUGUUUCACUUUAUGCACACCAGUGGCACAAACUUCGGUAUGCCAUUUGUGAGUGGCAUGCAGAUGUGUGUUGAACUUUUUUUAAAAAAUGCUGCAUGUAGCUUCUUUUUAGUUUUAUUACUACUACUAGAAUCUAAAUUUUGCACUUUGAUUUCCCUCUGUGAACAUUGAUGUGCAGUACAGAAAGCUCAAUCUCCUUCGGGAUGAUGUAUUUGUAUGCAUUUCUUCAUGCAACUAGGUCAGUAAGACCCUGAGGGGCAGAACAGAGGAAUGAGAGAUAACAUUAAGCAAAUAUUUUCCAUUGGACACUAUCUGAUUUCAAAUCCUUUAUUAAAAAAACAGGCAAUAAACUUUUCUAGUUUAACCCCCACCCCCCCAAAUCCUUAAGCUAUAGGGACUAGAAACUUGUGCUCCCUUUUCUAAACAAUAGCUGAGAUUUUCAGGAUUUGUGGAAGCGAUUGUGUGGAGGCUACAACUGUUUAUACCAGUUGCAUCCAAGUGUGACAAGUAGGUGGCCAGAAAGCAAUGAUCUGAAAAGUGGAGGCAUGAUAUACACUUUUUUAAAAAAGGGAAAAUGUGUUUGAGUAAAAAGAAGUUUAUUCCCGAGCUCUUACUCCAGGCAUAGGCAAACUCCGGCCCUCCAGACAUUUGGGACUACAAUUCCCAUCAUUCCCAGCUAACAGGACCAGUGGUCAAGGAUUAUGGGAAUUGGUAGUCCCACACAUCUGGAAGGCUGUAGUUUGCCUAUGCCUGUCCUACUCCUUAUGUAUGAACAUGAAGCUCUGUAAAAUGUAAUUGCACCAUUUAUUCUAUUUGCAGUGUCUUUAGAAUUCAGACACUGAAGCAACUUGAAUGGCUGUUUCUCCAAAGUUCUAGUAUUUUAUUUUUCAGGCCAAACUUCAAGGCCACUUGGAUCCACUAAAGAAGAAACUAGAGACUGUUAUGAAGCAGAAGUCGGUCGAACAGGAGAAAAUAGCAGACCUCAGGGUAAGUGACAAGCUUAUUUUAUCCUCCUGCAAACCACCUGAAAAGAAGAGAGAGCUUGUUUUUUUUCAGAUGAUGGAUGCACAUGUUGCAGCAGGUGGAAUCUUGGAAGAGGCAUUUUCUUACACGAGAGAAAGGGAAAUGUCUAAGAUGGUACCUCCCAUCCCCAUUUUUUCUAAGUUACAUUUUGUAUUUUUUAAAAAAUGUUUCCCAUUGAUCAAUGUUUGUGGAUUGGUUGUAUUGUUUAUAUGGAUAGUACUGAGACUCCGUGCCUAUAAUGUGAAUUCUGUAGCUUAUAAAGGGGCUUAAGUAAAGGGUAAAGGGACUCCUGACCAUUAGGUCCAGUCGUGGCUGACUCUGGGGUUGCAGCACUCAUCUCGCUUUAUUGGCCGAGGGAGCCGACAUACAGCUUUCGGGUCAUGUGGCCAGCAUGACUAAGCCGCUUCUGGCAAACCAGAGCAGCGCACCGAAACGCUGUUUACCUUCCCGCCGUGCUUUCGAACUGCUAGGUUGGCAGGAGCAGGGACCGAGCAACGGGAGCUCACCCCGUCACAGGGAUUCAAACCACCGACCUUCCGGGAAGUCCUAGGCUCUGUGGUUUAACCCACAGUGCCACCCGCGUCCCUCAUAAAGGGGCAUACCUACUAAGAAAAGAGGUGCAUAAUUUCACUGUGCUUCGCCAUGAAACCUUUGCUCCAGCCACCUUCACUCUUGCUUUCCUCACCCUUACCUAUCCUCCCGCAGAACAAGAUGAAGCUCGAUAUGAAAGACUUUGAGGCGGACUUUGAGCGGCUGCACCAGUUCCUAAUUGGGGAGCAGGCGCUGAUGCUGCACCAGCUGGAGGACCGCUACGAGGUGCUUCUUGCCAGCCAGAGUAACAACGUCUCCCACCUCGAGGAGCAAGCCGCUGCCCUCAGCCGCCUCAUUGCAGAAGCGGAGGACAAGAGCAAGCAGGAUGGCUUGCAGAUGAUCAAGGUGAAUGAAUCCCUUUUCUAGUUGCCUGGCUUCAGGGUGAUCAGUGGCCAAGAAUCUGCCUGGCUGUGGUGCCACAGUGAUUUACAAGUGGUACAGUGGUACAAAUCCUGGACACAAAGUGUUUAGUGUAGGAUUGUGUGAGUUUGCUAUAUGGAAUCUGAGUAGCUCUAAUUCAGGGUCAACAAACUUUUUCAGCAGGGGGCCAGUCCACUGUCCCUCAGACCUUGUCGGGGGCCGGACUAUAUCUUGGGGGGGGAGGGGAAUGAACGAAUUCCUAUGCCCCACAAAUAACCCAGAGAUGCAUUUUAAAUCAAAGGACACAUUCUACUCAUGUAAAAACACGCUGAUUCCCGGACCAUCCGCAGGCCGGCUUUAGAAGGCGAUUGGGCCGGAUCUGGCCCCGGGACUUUGUUUGCCUACCCAUGCUCUAAUUCCAUGAGACAGACUUGUCUUCGACGAUUCCAAUGCAGGGGUGGGGAAUCUGUGGCCUUUUAUAUUUUGCUUGAGUACAACUCCCCUCAUUUCUGAACUGUUGGCCAUGCUGGCAGACUGAUGGAGUCCAGUGAUGUCUGGAAGAUAACACUAAAGUCUAGAAUGUAAGACAACCACCACCAAUAAGACCACCCUGUGCAGGAAACAAUAAUGUUGAAGAUUUGGAGAUUCUAAGGGUGUUGACUUCAUAAAUUCCCUGGGCAAAUAAUCAUUAUAUUCAGUCCUCCUAGGGGUUACGUCUGAACAUUCAGCCCUUCCUUGUACUAAGAAGUCACUGCUGCAUGCUCAGUAGGACUGGAAGAGAUCAAAUGUUCAUCUUAAGUAGCUACAGACUCUUAAAUUUUGUUUCCCCCACAUUUGCCUGUCUUCUUGACUUUUUUUUCUCUUCUUUUUUUCUAGGAUUUCAAAGGCACUUUAGUCAGGUUGGUUGAUCUUGGUUUUUGCUUUCAAUUUCUCCUUGACGGUUACCCUGUGUGUAUCUGAAAGGCCUUGAGAUACUAGGUUGUUUUACAUAUGCUCAUUUGAUCAAAUUCCAUGAAUGAUAAGAGAUCUGCUGCUUCCACAGUCCAUAAAUCUCUGGCACUGGUGUCUCAAGGCCAUCUUAAGGUAGCCUCUGCUUUCUGAGCCGAGGUUCUCCAAUUUUUGCCAUCAACUGCCCACCCCCAGGGAAAAAUACAUUUGAGGGAAUAAUCUAAAGGCACAUCAUGCAUCAACUUUGCUGAAGCAAAGCAGGCUUGGGGCUGGUUAGCCUUUGGAAUUGCCGCAGUAUUUCGGUGCAUGGUGGCAUAGUUGCUACUGCUUCAUAAAAUCCAGAUCCGCAUAAAACGUUUUUCACAGAGUCUAAUUGAAGCAGUGUUCGAAACUCCCAUUGUUCUAAUUGCAUUUGCGAUAGGGAAUUUCAUUAGUUUGAGCAGUUUCUGAGCUGCGGGUGCAGUACUGCACCUAAGAUUUCAGAUUAAAACUGCAGAGUGGAAGGAAAGGAGGACCUUAUUCUGCCUCCCCACUGCCAGGUACUCUCUGAAGACUGGAGAAGAGACCCUCUUAAGAAUUUGGGGGGGGGGCAGGGGAAGGACUAGAUCAUGUGAAAAAUGAACAUCAUAUUUUAGCUGCAUUUUCAGUUUUGUAUUGUUAUAAAAAAGCGUGCCUAGACAUUCCGUUGUUGCAUCCAUAACUGAGGUUUAAUGUACCAUUUAGCUCCUAGCUUUCAUAUCUCAGUUUCUAACACUGAAUUGAAGUCUAUAAUUGUGUUUGACUCUCCCAAAUCAAGGGAAGGCAGAGUAACUUGAAAGGCUAAAUGUUUACAGAGUGGGUAUUCAGAAGCUUUGUUAAAACACAUAGUAACGUCUUAACCAGCAAUUUCUCCUUUGAGUCAACAGACAGGUGUUUGUGUAAGCUAUCAAAAAUGACAUUUCCCGGCACCACUAAAAAUUUGUUUUAUUUAUUCGUUUCGUAAAAUUUCUUUACUGCUUGUGUUUUUUAUUUUAAAAAAACCCUCAAAGGAGUUUACAAAAAGAAUAAAACAGUAAGAUUAUCAUUAAAAAAAAUUUGUUUACACAGCUAUUUAAAAUAUGUGCUAAACUAAAAACAUGAGAAAAAUCCAUCUGUGGUAGGCUUGUCUGAACAAAAAUGUUUCUAGAAGGAGCUGAAAAGAAUACACAGGGGAGGCCACCUGCCUGCUAUCAAACUGCUGGAAAUAAGGCCCUAUGAACUGGUGUAUGUUUUCAAAGUCACUCAGUACUUUACAGGUGGAUGAAAAGAAAUCAUUACAUUUAUUAAAAAAAAAUCAGUUUUUUUAAAAAAUCAGUUUUUUAUUUAAAUUGGAUUUUUAAAAUAAACUGCUUUUGGAGGAAAAAAUCUUUCUAAAGAUAAUUUUCUAUUUAAGUUACAUUAUAGUCCAAAGGCCAUCAGGAAAUAAGGAUUUGUUUUAAGUUUUUCCUGUGUGCUGAAACUCAGUCCAAGUUUUUUUAAAAAAAUAAAAUAAAAAUGUUUAACCACAUUAGUCAACAAACAUGCAUACAUAUGCUAUAAUGUUAUUGCUUUAGUUAAACAACAACAACAAUUUAUUGUUUAUACCCCGCCCAUCUAGCUGGGUUAAAUUUGUUAAAUAAAUUUAGUUAAAUAAAUGAUUCUUUUUCUCCUUCCCAUAAAGUGCAGCAGAAAAGUCUGAAUAUAAACAGUUAACUUAUUAAACCUCAUAAUACUUUCAUAAUUAUCUAUGUAUUUCUAAUAGUAUAACCGAAUCAGUAAUUUUUGAUAUAACUGUAAAAACUACUCUGAAAAUGUAUUAUUCCAAAAAUGAAACCUUCAUCUCGUUGUAAAUAUUAAGAUUAUACCAGCAGGAAUGCCUUUCUGUAAAAAAAAGGAUUUAGAUCAAGUCUUACUGACUAGUGAUUUAAAUCGUGAUUUAAAUCAAAUCCACCCUGGUACUUUGCCUAACAGUCUGGCUCCCCUAGACCUGAGGUUCACCUCCCCUGACCUCCAAGACAGUGUGCCCCUGAAUACCAGUUGCUAGGAGCUUCAUUCAGGUUCUGCUUGUGGACCUUCCCGGGACAUCUGAUGGUCCACUGUUAUGUCCAGUGUCAGGGAAGAGUUAGAAGUUUCCAGUUUCUCAGAGGGAGAAAGCAUUCCCCAAGAGGGGAAUGAGAGCAGUGAAUCUAAUAGAAGACAACAACAGGGAGGGACCAGCUGUUCCCAGGAAAGGGAAGGGUUCAGUUCUAGCUCAGAUUCAGAGGAGGGGAGAUACAAGCCAGCUCUAGCCAGGAGGUUAGAAAAAAGAGCAGGAAAGCAAAAGGAAGGGCGCAUUCGACAUUUUGAGAGUGGCUGGUCACGGGGAAGCAGAGCUCAGAAGGUAUCUGAAGUAAGUGACUCUGAGGAAUAAGAUUUAAGAACCGUUUAUAAGAUUGUUUUGUUAAUACGCAAUAAAAGUUAUGAAAGAACAAGAAGCGUUUGUGUGGGGAUCUGAAGAGGACAACGACCAGUCCUGACAUCCAGAUGCUGGACUAGAUGGGCCUUUGGUCUGAUCCAGAAGGGCUGCUCUUAUGUUCCCAUUUUUUUUACUGCAAAACUGUUAACAAGUUCACGAAUCUAUGGAUCAAUAUUUGAGCUCGUUACGGAGAGCACAGUGUACGAGAAGUAAGCUUGGAAUCUUGGCAGAAUUCAUUGAACCUUGUUCUUGAAGGUGAGGACCAAAAAGUGUGAAAAGCCACCUUGUCGUCCCACCUCUUUGUUAGCUUAAUCUCCUCGCUUCUGUUCCCUCUCAGUGUGCAGUGUUCUUGUGUUAAAAGCAAAGGAUUGAAGUGGACUGUUAGGUGCUACUGCAGCAAUAUGGAGGAGGUUGGAUGAGCAGAGCUAGGAAUAGCCCCAUGUCCCAUUGUGGUGUGGGUGGUCGUGUUCCUUUCUUCUGACCCAAUGCUUUAUCCCCUGGCUGCCAAGCCCACCCUUAACGUAUUUGUGCUCUAAAUUAUCAACUUGCCAGGUGUGAGAACAUUACGUUCCAGGAUCCAGAGAUGGUGCCAGUGGAUGCAGGAAAGAAAUUUCGAAACUACUUCCUUAUAGACGUCUUAAUGAAGAAGAUGGGGAAGAUCUUCUGCCAAGUCCCUCAAGGUAAAAGGCUCCUGCCUGGCUCCUCCUUGCUGCUGUGUCUCUUGCUCCUGUAGUCAAUUGAAGCAACUGCUUAAGGGAUGUGGAUGGACUUUCUUUUGCCUCAUGUAGGGCUGCUGUCCAUCCCACGCUUUAUGGAGGUUAGGAAUUGGCUUUUGUGCAGUUGCCUUAGCGAAUGGCAGGAAGCAGCUGAUUCUGGAGAGAUGUCCUUACCUAGAGGGGCUUAUAGACUGUUGAGCAGGGAGAAGAGGGAGGCUGGGAAUGACCAGCAACCUGUGUGAGUAGGGGAAUAACUUUGUGGUGUAAGUGGGAGACUCGGAACAAGGAGGUUCUGGGAAAGAUGUACAGUGGUACCUUGGGUUAAGUGCUUAAUUCGUUCCGGAUUCUGUUCUUAACCUGAAACUGUUCUUAACCUGAAGCACCACUUUAGUUAAUGGGGCCUCCUGCUGCUGCCGCGCCGCUGGAGCAUGAUUUCUGUUCUCAACCUGAAGCAAAGUUCUUAGCCCGAGGUAUUAUUUCUGGGUUAGCAGAGUCUGUAACCUGAAACGUAUGUAACCCGAGGUACCACUGUACUGAAGUACAUACUUUAGAUCUUUUUAAUUGGCAUGUUGUCUGGUGAAUUCCACUUUGACCGUUUUGGUGUUUGCGCUGAAAUUCUGGUUUUGCUGUGCUGACUGUUUGGCCGUAGUGAUAAUCAUUCAUUCAUUCAGGUUGGGAUAGCUGGCUUUUUGGGUUUUGAAUGUUUUAUUGAGAUUUUUCAGUUUCGUUGUUCUGUAUGGGACAAUGACAAUAAAGAGUAUCGUAUCAUAUCGUAUCAUAUCGUAUCGUAUUCAGAGGCACCGAAGAGAGGGGAAAGUUCUGGUGAAAAGGGGUGAAGGUGGCUGUUGCAAGGCAUAAAGCUGUGUAAUGGGAGUUUGGAAGUGGGAAUGGAAGAGGGGGGCAGGAUAAUAGUGUGGGAGAGAGGUAGAGCAGUGGCAAGCUUCAAAAGAAAAGGCUUUUGCAGUAUAGCUCAGUUGGCAGAGCAUGGGACUCUUACCCCCAGGGUUGAGCCCCACAUUGGGCAAAAUAUUCCUUCAUUGGACUAGAUGACCCCCAUCCCCUUCAACUCUGCAGUUCUAUGAAAAGACAAAAAGCAUUGAGAUUGUCUUUUGGAGGUAGUGCAGCACAAUGGUAAAGAGACUGAACUGAAAACCAGGAAGUUUCACUAUGACCAUUAGCUCACUGAGUAGUCUGAGACAUAUGACUAUUCCAUAAGCUUCUGCCCUGUAUCUGCUAUCAUAUCGGUGCUGAUUCACCAUCUUUAUGGUUAAAGCUUUGGGAACACCAAUAUAGAUAGGAGCUUCUUUCCACUCACCAUCAGAAUUUCAUACACUGACAUAUCAGAGUUGGCCUGAGUGGGAAGCUGACCACUAGGCUGGUGUGCUAGGGCUAUGUCUUUAUUGAUUUCCCCUCCUUCUCAUUCUGUAUGAACUGGUGAAAUUCUAGAGCUUGGAAAACCACUUUUUACGCUGUGAUUCUGCUCUCAUAAUACAUCCAUUAAGGUAAAAAGGUAGAGGUAAAGGACCCCUGGACAGUUAAGUCGAGUCAAAGGUGACUAUGGGGUUGUGGUGCUCAUCUCGCUUUCAGGCCAAGGUCCACAGACAGCUUUCCGGGUCAUGUGGCCAGCAUGACUAAACCGCUUCUGGCGCGGUGGGACACCAUGACAGAAACCAGAGCGCACGAAAACGCUGUUUACCUUCUCGUUGCAGCAGUGCCUAUUUAUCUACUUGCACUGGUGUACUUUCGAACUGCUAGGUUGACAGGAGCUGGGACAGAGCAAUGGGAGCUCACCCCGUCAUGGGGAUUCAAACCGCUGACCUUCUGAUCAGGAAGCCCAAGAAGCUCAGUGGUUUAGGCCACAGCGCCACCCGCGUCCCUAAAACAUCCAUUAUGUUGUAUGGGAAUGAGCAGAGGCCAAUCUGUCGUGUAAAAUAUGCCAAGGCCGAAGUAGCUGUCUUCACGGCCAUGCUGCAUGUGUGUAAUUGAGCAAAUGAAAGAUUUUAAUUUUGUAUAGGGUGUAAAUCUUGAGCUGCCACUUGACCACGCCUGUAUUAAAGACUUCCUGUGUAUUUGCAUAAUAAACUACAAUGGUUAUUACAAUCCCCGUGGGCUAGAAACUGCUGAAUUAAAACCAGCUGUGAGAGUUCUCCUGUUCUGUGAGAGGUGGUCACUGCCAUGCCAGAGCCCUUCUUAAGAACAAGGUUCCAUUCAACUCUUGAGAGUAACUUUGCUAUUAACCUGCCCUGAGCCAUUUGAAUAAGGCAGGCUGUGAAUCGGAGGAAUUCCAUGCUUGGAACCUGCUAAAUGUAUACGGAACCAAAUGCGCAACCUCCUUUUUUUAGCGUUUUGUUUUCUUGAUCUCUUUCCCGCUCUCUCUUUCCUGCAGCUGAAUUGAUUCUGGACCCCGAGACGGCCCACCCGCGCCUCACCGUUUCCUCGGACUGCCUCGGCGUCCGGCUCGGAGAGCGCUGGCGGGACUUGCCCGACAGCCCCAAGCGCUUCGACUCCGACUACUGCGUCCUGGCCUUGCAGGGUUUCACCUACGGCCGCCACUACUGGGAAGUGGAGGUGGGGGGCCGGCGGGGGUGGGCUGUGGGGGUGGCCCGCGAAUCGGCCCGGCGCAAAGAGAAGUCUGCCGGCGGCGGCUCCCACCAGAAACGCGAGAUCUGGUGCGUGGGGACCAACGGCAAGAAGUACCAGGCUCUGACGACCACUGAGCAGACCUCCCUUUCCCCAUCUGAGAAGCUUCGCCGCUUCUGCGUCUUCCUGGACUAUGAACGGGGCCAGUUGAGCUUCUACAAUGCCGAGAGCAUGGGCCAUAUCCAUACCUUCAACGCCUCGUUCCGCGAGCGCAUCUUCCCCUUCUUCCGCAUUCUUUCUAAGGGGACCCGCAUCAAAAUCUGCAAUUGAUACGGUCGCUGCUGUUUCUCUUGCACGUAGCGAAAUGCAAACCCCUCCCUAGCGAUAAAACCUCCUGUCACAGCUGAUUGACCCUGACAAGAUCCCUGGUCUGUUUUAGUGUUGGACCUUGGAGGAUUCCUUACCUUGCUGUCUUCUUGUGGGUUGGCUCGGAGCAGGGAUUCCCACCCCCACUUCCAUACAUCUAUUAUUGCACAGAUAACCUUUUUUUGGUGCUCGGCCAGAUAAAUUUUUAUUUCUUUCCUGUGGCUCACUUCCAUCCUAGCAAGAAUCUCUUUCUCUUCCCCCACGGGGUUCUCUUUCCUCCUGUCCUCCAGGAUCUCUGGGACCUGGAUCUCUCUGAUGAGCUGAGGCCCAUUUGGCAUGUGGUUCUCUGACAGUAGUGGCCGAGUAGUCGGAGGUUCAUCUUUGACAUUCCAAAGACACUUGAACUGUCUUACGCCAGGCCCUCAGGUCUUGUGGAUUGUGUUAACUUUUGGUGCCCAGACAAGAUAGCUAGUCCCAACAUGUUCUUGGAGCUGUAUCCAGUCCAUGCUGUGAAUCAAUUCGUUCUCUCUCUCUCCCCCCACCCCGUCCCCCUGCCUUGCCGUCCCAAGGCACCAGUCACCUCCUGAAACCACCUAAUAGUGGUGAGUACAUCUAAAUUCAACUCUACACAGAAUUGUCCAGCCUGGUUUCCUGUUUGGGUAUGGUUCCUUCUUCAACUUCCUCAGUGUCUUGUCUCCUGAUGAUCUCCUGUUUUGCAUCUUCCAGUGUUUACACACACAUCAGAUUUCAUUUUAUUUUUACGGAACGCAUAGGAGCCAGUUUUGCCCCUCUGUUCCAGGUGUGGUUUGGAUGCCCCUGUUUGUCCCUCUUUCCUUUUAUGUUAUCCCCAUCUCUUUUACCUGGAGGGAGGUAUUCAUCAAUACUACUAGUGAGAUAGAAAGAUAGAUAUAACGGCCAUUUGGGAGGUGGGGGUGGAGAAAUGACAGGUCCAAGGGUGGUUGUUAUUUUCUGGGGCACCAUUGGAGUGCUGUGGCUCUUGGGAUGAAUGUAAUCCCACUAGCAGCUUUGGUGAUCAAACUUCAUCACUGCUGCCUCACACCCCUCACCCUUGUAGGACUUAAUUAACUUAUUUUUAAUUGCUUUUUCCUGUCACGCCCCAGGAUCUGCAGUGUGGAGUCUCUUCUCUCCUGACUGCAAGGCACUGGAGGCCUUAGCUGUGCCAGCUGUUGUGUUGGUUCCCCUGCCCCCUCAAUUCUUUUUGGCAUUACAGAGCUCCUUUUGAACUAUUUUUCGCUAUAUAUGUAAAAAAGACUUACAAUGGAGAUCUAGUUUUUUGGGAAAAGUUGAGUAAAUAAAUACAAUUCUACAAGUG
Molecule: messenger RNA, 12656 nt
Organism: Podarcis lilfordi (Lilford's wall lizard)
Lineage: Eukaryota; Metazoa; Chordata; Lepidosauria; Squamata; Lacertidae
Source: the annotation of a GenBank genome assembly